AUGACAAAUAAACAAGAAUCUUUAAUUAAUAAUUAUUGCAAUACUAAUUUAGAAAAUAUAGAUGAUAAUAUGUAUAUAGAAGAAGAUAAUGAUAUUGAUGAGGAUAGUUUUGAAGUUGAAAAAAUUUUGAAUCAUAGAAAAUUUAAAAAAAGAAUGAAAUUUAUAGUUAAAUGGAGAGAUUAUGAUGAUUCUUAUAAUGAAUGGAUAUGGCAGGAAAACUUUAAUGAUACAACCAUCAUUGAUAAUUACCUUAAAAGUUUAACCAAUUAG
Messenger RNA from Zychaea mexicana, 270 nucleotides. RefSeq lists its product as uncharacterized. The transcript has a single exon. Bases 1 to 270 code for a protein of 89 amino acids. The record is from RefSeq and is a predicted model, not a curated record. Lineage: Eukaryota; Fungi; Mucoromycota; Mucoromycetes; Mucorales; Lichtheimiaceae.